Myxocyprinus asiaticus (Chinese sucker) is the source of this 2287-nucleotide messenger RNA. RefSeq lists its product as uncharacterized. NCBI's taxonomy places the organism in Eukaryota, Metazoa, Chordata, Actinopteri, Cypriniformes, Catostomidae. The record is from RefSeq and is a predicted model, not a curated record. The transcript is spliced from 2 exons. The coding region runs from base 73 to 921 and encodes 282 amino acids.
CUCGGCGCAGUGGCCAUACUUAGAAAAUAUGUUCCAGUUUUCUGAAAAUGUUAAAGAUUUGUUUCGUUUUAAAUGUUUGCUUUGCCUAAAACGAACCAUAUCACAGCCUUCAAAAACUUGCAGCCCAAACUGCAGAAGCAUAUUGAGAGGAAGCAUGGAUGUCAAUUGAAGAAAUGUAGUGAACUGACUACAGCUGCCUGCAGAAAAUAUGAGGCUGGGACAUCUUCCUCAAAUUUCAAACAGAUGAAGCUUGAAGAAACAAAAAAGGUGUCUCAAAUAUCUGUUGACAGUGCUAUACUCCGCUUCAUAGUUCAGGGUCUCCAGCCUUUCUCCCUUGUUGAACAGCCAUCAUUCCAAAGAAUAGUCCUGGACUUACAGUCAAAGUGUGUGGUCAUGUCUCAAAUUACUGUGUGGUGCAAGAUUGAUUCAGCCACAAUAACAAUGAAGGAGCAGGUGAAGGAAGCAAUGAAGAAGGCUGCAUACAUUGCCACAACAACUGAUUGUUGGACUGCAAGAAGAAAGAGUUUUAUUGGCAUUACAGCGCAUUGGCUGGAUCCUUGCAGUUUUGAGAGGCAUUCUGUUGCUCUUGCAUUCAAGCAGUUAAAGGGCUCACAUAAGUUUGAUGUCUUGGCAUGUGCAAUGCAUGACAUAUACGCAGAGUAUGAAAUUAGUGAGAAAAUAGUCAGAACCACAACAGACAAUGGUUCCAAUUUCAUUAAAGCAUUUCAUGUGUUUGGACCAGAUGAAAACAAUGUUACUGCUGAAAAGGUAACUGGGGAAGGAAUGACACAAGAAGAUGAUGAUGGUCCUGAUGAUGAAAUGGAAGUGGAAUUCAUCGAUGUUGAAGCCAUUAUGGCUGAAGAUGAUGGCCUUCAGUACCAGUUGCCAAAGCAUCAUCAGCUUGCCAUUUGCUUAAUUUGAUUUCUACAGUGGAUGCCAAUAAUGCAAAUAGGGCAGAGGCCUACAAGAAGCUGUCAUGGUCAGCAUUCUCUAAAUGUCAGGCUUUCUGGAAUAAGACUGCAAGAUCCAGUACUGCUGCAGAGGUUGUUGAAGAGCACUGUAAGCUUCAGCUGGUACAGCCUAAUGCAACAAGAUGGAACUCCUUUUAUUUGGCUGUGGAGCGUAUCGUGAGAAUCCUUAAAGAUCAAGGAGAGGGGGUGGUGAGAGCUGUCUGUGCUGCACUCAAAGUUCCUAUUUAAGUAGCGUUUGUCUGGAAUUGUGUUCUCUUUUUUGUUUCAUUACCUACAACCUUUCUGCAUCAGAAAGCAAAAAAAAAAAAAAGAAAGAAAAAAAAUCCUGUGUAAUCCUUGAUGACCACUUUGUGAGAAUAAAUAUGCUUGAAUGCAUACUGGUUCUGUUUAAAUUUGGGGACAAAAGUAUAUGAUUGGUUUUCUUUUGCUUGCGUUAGGUACAGUCCAGCUGAAAUGGCCUUUUUGGGUGAAUAUACCACCACCAUGAGCCCAGUUGCGAAGGCGACAAACAUAUUACAAGGAGAUUCCAACAUUCAGAUGGGAUGGCUUUUCUCUACUAUUACUACCCUCAUCACCAAGCUUGAGAAAACAAGAGCAUCGCUGAGAUUCUGCAAGCCGCUAGUUGAUGCCCUCCUAGAUGGUUUGAAAAAACGGUUUUAGAUGCUGUAAAGAUGAAUGAAGAGCUGAACUGCUGUUUUAUGGAUGAGUUUAAAAUUUCUCUGUUGUUGUAAGGAAAGGAAAGUGUAAACAAUGGAGCAGCAAAAUGUGACAUUUAAAAGACAACAACACUUUGAAUAACAGCAUACAAACUACAGGGGACAUUUUGUCCUUAGAAAUCCAUUCUUUCACCAAUAUACAGUCCUUUCCUUGUUGAAUAAUUAUCUGAAAGUUCAAAACGAUCUGAAGGAUGAUCUUUAAUUUCUCUCCAGAUUUCUUUCUGUCAAUCUUUUUUAUUUCCCUAAUAAAAAUAUUAAAAAUUAAUAUUUAUUUAUUUUUUCCCUUGAAAAUGUUGGAGCCUUCACUGCACUAUUGUUGGGAUUCUGUAGUUGCUCCAAUGAACUGUAGUGACCGGAAGUGAUGUCACAAUAUUUUAUGUCUCAUUGGUGUCACGAAUCCACCUGACCCUCCUGCCACAUACACACAACCCUCCCUCUCUCCUGAAUACUGAUCACCUGCACCUGCCUCUCAUCACCGUGUCAGUCAGCUCCUCUAGUUAAACCCCACUCUCCCUUCACUUGUUGUCUAGUCUUAACUCAGAAUACAGACUCACUUACCUGAUUCUUCAAAUGUCAUUUCUGCAAUCUCUCCAAGCCUCC